AAAUUUUUGAUAUGAAAACUGUGAAAAUAGAAGUUUUCUGGUCGUUACUUCGAUUUUUUUAUACAAAUGCUCUUGAAAGUAUCUUAUAUAGUCUCACUAAUAAUAUAAUUUGAUAAUUUUAUUCAUUAAUUUACGUAUUUAAACAAUUAUAACAAAAAAAUAUAAAAAGUGCUCGGACUAUAAACAAGUACUAGAAUGCAACGUGAUGAUUUGGCGCCACAUCACAACAUUUGAAUAGCAACGUCAAUACUUUUCAAUACAAAAAAUUUACUCCACUUUGAAAGUGUCUAAUGGCUGAUGAAUACGUUGGUAAAAUGGAUAAAAUACCUUCAACAGAAGAACUACUAGCAUCCAUUGAAGGUAUGGAAGGUUUAAGUGAAGAAAAUAAACGGGAAUUAAGAGAAAGUAUUUUAAAUGGAGCCCUAUUGAAAGAAGCUGAGGAGAUGACUAAAACUACCGCAGAAAAAGUAGCCAGUGGUGAUGGUGGACAAAUGUUAAUUUUGUUUUUAAUGAUUUCCCUUGUUUUUAUGAUAAUUGUAUUUUUUGGCUACAAACUGUAUUCUUCUCUCACGGAAAAGGAACGAAGAAGAGAAGAAAAAAGAAAACUUAAACAACAGAAAAAGAAAAAGUGAAUUCUUGAAAGUUGUACUAUCACAAAUCAUUCCUUUAAGAUUUUAUAUAUAUAUAUUUUUUUUAUUUUUUUAGCGGCUCACUAAUAAUAUAAAGGUUAUAUUUUUUUAUUAAUUGUACACAUUUUCAAAAUGCGUAAUAAUUGAACGGUGAAACACUUGAAACUAAAGGGUCCUUUUUAAAUUAAUUAAAAUUUUCUUUGAUCAAUCGUAUUAUUGUAAUAUUUUAUCCUAUACUGUUUAAACAAAUAUAUUUAUGACAAACUUU
Molecule: messenger RNA, 897 nt
Organism: Diorhabda sublineata
Lineage: Eukaryota; Metazoa; Arthropoda; Insecta; Coleoptera; Chrysomelidae
Exons: 2
Coding region: 291-632 (113 amino acids)
Source: RefSeq, a predicted model, not a curated record